GAAGAUCCUGGGAAACAUCUCGAGAUUGCAAGGAGCCGAGAUCACAUGCUAUUGGUGUCUGGAAGCCGCAAUUGUUGAACAGAGGAUGGCAUGGCAGUGACGUUACAUACAUCCCUUGGAGACCUGAAGAUCGAAGUCUUCUGCGAGGAGGUGCCAAGGAGUGCAGAGAACUUUCUCGCUCUAUGCGCCAGCGGAUACUACAAUGAGACCAUCUUUCACAGGAACAUCCGUGGAUUUAUGAUCCAGGGAGGGGACCCAACAGGCACAGGCAAGGGUGGAAAGAGCAUCUACAGCACUCCCAAUGGCAAAUUUCCUGAUGAAAUCUUUGAUCAUGCUCUGCUGAAGCACAACAAACGCGGCAUUGUGUCAAUGGCUAACAGCGGUCCCAAUACAAAUGGCAGCCAAUUCUUCAUUACCUACAAGACACAUCCAACGCUGAAUGGCAAAUACACUGUCUUUGGUCAUGUCAUCGAUGGGCUUGAUGUCCUGGAUAGAAUGGAGAAGGUCCCCACAGGUGCUGCGGACAGACCGCUGCAGGAAAUCAAGAUCGAUAAGAUCACAAUACAUGCCAACCCUCUGGCGGGGUGAAAUUGCAACAGACAAGAGGGACACGUCCUGUACCCAGUACUGUGUGACGGCAGGUCUUUGUCUGGCUUUGGCAUGUGUUGACAAAUAUCUGCUUUCACCCAUGUCAGGGGAGCUCUGGAUAUGGUGUGUAUGUCUUCAGUUGCCAUUAAGGAGUGCUACACAUUAACUGUUUAGAAAAUGCUCAUACAGCAUUUAAGUCUUGACCCAAAUGCAGCAAAUCAAACUCCAGCCAGAAGGGCCUUAUUCUGUGCAGCAGCUCAAAUUGGGAUGCGCAGAAACGUGCCACCAGUGGUUCUUUUCUUCUCCUUUAUCUUCUCACAGUGUGCAAUGCAGCUGGAAAUCUUAAGAUCUUUAUGUAAAAACAAUCGUUGC
Molecule: messenger RNA, 960 nt
Organism: Coccomyxa subellipsoidea C-169
Lineage: Eukaryota; Viridiplantae; Chlorophyta; Trebouxiophyceae; Coccomyxaceae
Product: cyclophilin-type peptidyl-prolyl cis-trans isomerase
Exons: 6
Coding region: 91-588 (165 amino acids)
Biological process (GO): protein peptidyl-prolyl isomerization; protein folding
Cellular component (GO): catalytic step 2 spliceosome
Molecular function (GO): peptidyl-prolyl cis-trans isomerase activity
Source: RefSeq, a predicted model, not a curated record